AUGUCCCCGCCAGCGAUCAUUGCCCCAUCCAUCCUGAGCGCGGAUUUCGCGUCUCUGGGAAGCGAAUGCUCGACGAAGAUGGCCCAGGGAUCAGACUGGCUCCAUGUCGACAUCAUGGACGGUCACUUCGUCCCUAAUAUCACCUUCGGAGCUCCCGUGGUCACCAAGAUCCGGUCUCACGUUGACCGUCCAACUCAGCCCCAUGGCCGGGGCACCUUUGACUGUCAUAUGAUGAUCAUGGAGGAGUUCAAGAACGCCGGAUGCGACCUCUACUGUUUCCACUACGAAGCCGCCGUGGCUUCCGUCGCAGCUACCGAGCCUGCCGACUCAACAACCACUCGCAAGACGAGCCCAAAGGAAUUAAUCCGUUAUAUCCACGAGGAGGGCAUGCAAGCCGGUAUUGCUAUCAAGCCAGACACACCGGUCGACGUACUGUGGGAGAUUCUCGAGAGCAAAGACGAGAAAGAACGCCCAGAUAUGGUCCUCGUCAUGACCGUGUACCCCGGCUUUGGUGGCCAGAAAUUCAUGGCCUCUGAGCUGCCCAAGGUCCAGGCUCUCCGUGAGCGAUACCCUAAUUUGAACAUCGAGGUUGAUGGCGGACUGGGGCUCGGGACGGUGGACCAGGCCGCUGAAGCAGGAGCCAAUGUGAUUGUCGCUGGUUCGGCAGUUUUUGGCGCCCAAGAUCCUGCCGACGUCAUCGCAAAGCUUCGCGAAGCUGUUAACAAACGCCAAAAGCUCUAA
Molecule: messenger RNA, 741 nt
Organism: Aspergillus oryzae RIB40
Lineage: Eukaryota; Fungi; Ascomycota; Eurotiomycetes; Eurotiales; Aspergillaceae
Product: ribulose-phosphate 3-epimerase RPE1
Exons: 3
Coding region: 1-741 (246 amino acids)
Biological process (GO): pentose-phosphate shunt; pentose-phosphate shunt, non-oxidative branch; carbohydrate metabolic process
Cellular component (GO): cytosol
Molecular function (GO): metal ion binding; D-ribulose-phosphate 3-epimerase activity
Source: RefSeq, a predicted model, not a curated record